This is a messenger RNA of Acanthosepion pharaonis, 1281 nucleotides long. NCBI's taxonomy places the organism in Eukaryota, Metazoa, Mollusca, Cephalopoda, Sepiida, Sepiidae. The record is from the annotation of a GenBank genome assembly.
AUGCCAUAUUACAAGUUAAAAGAGGAACUUGUUCGGAGGACGUCUAUGUCACGGCAAAAGAAAUUGUCGCAGCUUUUACAUGAGGAACAAUUGGGAGACAUCAAGACGUCGCAAUUUUUACGUCGUUUGCAGCAUCUAGCUGGAGAAGGUAAUGAGGAUGGCAUUAUGCGUCAUAUUUUUCUCCAGCGUUUGCCCUCUGAUUAUCACGCCGUUUUAGCCGCGGUGGGUGAAGAUGCACCCGUCGAAAAGCUGACUAAAAUAGCAGAUAAUGUAGGUGACCUAACUUCGGGAUGCACUGCUCCCGUUUUUGCCGUACAGACGCAAGAGCCAGAUCCACUGGCUAGACUCUUGGAGGGACAACGAAGGUUAGAGGCUAGGAUGGAAGACUUAGAGAGACGGUUGCAGAAGAUUAGCGUUCUCCGCUUCCAAAGGAAAAGCCUAGGCUGGCGACCGGAGGCGACUCGGUGCGCCGGCUUGGGAGAUGUUUGUCGCUUACUAUUUGUUUCGGACCGCGCUACUGGUACACGUUUUCUCGUAGACAGUGGUGCGCAAAUAUCUUUAAUUCCUGCCACUAGGGCAGACAAGUUAAAAGGCCCUCACAAACUUACCUUACAGGCCGUGAAUAAGUCGCUCAUCCAGACUUAUGGUCAGAGGUGCCUUACAUUGAAUUUGGGUCUGAGACGGGUUUUCCCCCAUUUCUUUAUCCUUGCGGAUGUAGAGAAGGCCAUAUUGGGUGCAGAUUUUUUACACAAAUUUGGUCUUCUCAUUGAUGUUCACAGACGUUGUCUGACAGACCCUAAGACAAAUACUCAAUCGCCGGGAGCCAUUCAUAAUUUAAUUCCAUUAUGUCCUACUGUGGCUAACACAGAAGAUAACCCUAUGUCCUGUGAACUUUUACAAAAGUUUGAGAGUAUUACUAAACCGGCUUUUCACAAAGAUAUUUUACCCCACAAUAUAACACACUACAUUGCUACUAGCGGUCCUCCUGUUCACAGCCGUCCUCGUCGUCUGGCACCGGAAAAAUUGAGUGUGGCGAAAGCGGAAUUUACCCAAAUGAUGGAACUUGGUAUUAUCCGGCCAUCAAAGAGUAACUGGGCAUCUCCUUUACACCUGGUACCCAAAAGUGGUGGUACUUGGCGCGCUUGUGGUGAUUAUAGGGCAUUCAACUCUGCCACUAAACCUGACCGUUAUCCCAUUCCUCUUAUACAUGAUGUAACGGCCAUCAUUCAGGAUAGGUGCAUAUUUACUAAAUUAGACCUUAUCGGGGCCUACCAUCUUUGA